UUUGUGAUGCUCGUAAAAGAGCUGCAGCAUUCUUCGGCGUCGGCCAUGCUGCUGGCCGCUGCCUAGUUCCCAGUGAAUGAGCUUCCUGGGAGUUUUAAGGUCGCAGCUGGGAGACCAGCUUAGUCCGUUGACACGAAACUGAUUGCAAUCAGUUUCGUGAGAAAUGGUGGCGCAUUGACGGAGAUAUGGCAGUUUUAGAGGUGGAGGUGGGGAGGCUUUGCUAAAUUUCGGAAGUGGAUUUGAGUUGUGGGGGGGACUGUGUGUGUGUGUGUGUGUGUGUGAGCGAGAGAAAGAGAGAGAGAGGAAACGAGAGAGAGAGCGAGAGGUAGGUAGAGUGAGUACUCCUGAAUGGAUAGGCGAGGUUGGGGUUUACGCUUUUGUAGAGGAGACGGGUGAGACAGGGUCGGAUGUGGAUUGGGGUGGAAGACCAGGAGUUCUGGGGCAAGAUUGGGGAGAAUGGAGACGGGACCGCCGAACUUGUGGGAUGCCACGGACCCGUUGAUGGUGGAAGCCUUUAUUGGGGGCUAUGGGAUUCCGGGGUAUGAGACUCAGGUCGAUCUGGGGUGCACCGCUGGACAGGAUUUAGAGCAGAAUGAUUCUGUGUUGCAGCGGAGGUUGCACACGCUGGUGGAAGAAUCGUCAGAGAAUUGGAUUUAUGGCAUCUUCUGGCAGCGGUCGCUUUCACCUUCUGGAGAGUCAAUAUUGGGGUGGGGGGAUGGGUAUUAUAAGGGACCUAAUGAUAGCGACGAAUUUGAUUCAAGGCAAACACUAACAGAAGAGCAUCAACUACAAAGGAAGAAAGUACUACGAGAGCUACAGGCUCUUGUUUCGUGUCUAGAUGAUGACGCCACUGAAGACGUCUCAAACACGGAGUGGUUUUACCUUGUUUCUAUGUGUCAUUCAUUUGCACUAGGGGUUGGCACUCCUGGUCAGGCAUUGGCAUUGGGGCAACACAUAUGGCUGGAGGAAGCAGAUAAAGCAUCUAAUAAAAUCUGCACACGAGCUAAUUUAGCAAAGAUGGCAGGAAUCCAGACUAUUUUAUGUGUGCCAACCAUGAAUGGGGUGGUCGAGCUUGGUUCAACUGAUUUGAUCCACAGACGCUGGGAUGUUGUUGAGCAUAUUAAGAUGGUGUUUCAAGACUCAACGUGGGGGUUAGAUGAUAUGCAAAUUAUGUCGCAUUCCCAAGUUGCAAAUUUUGAUUCUACAUUGAUGCCCUACAAUUCAAGUAUGACUUUGGAUCCGACGAGUAUCGCAGGUACAACCUCCAUUACAUCGAACACUGACCCAGGUCUAGCAGACCACGAAAGCGUAGACUUUAAUGCAAGGCUCUUUCACACGGAUAAGCUGUUACUCCAUUCGGGUGGACUUGGCUUCAACGGGUUCGACCAUUUGUGGGGACAAACAAACGAUUUCCACUGCAAUGAUCCACUUCCAGAUGAUGUUGAGAAUAGUUUAGGACAAUCCAUGUAUGAUAUUUUAGGUAAAUUACCUCUACAGGAAGAGCAGCUUCCUUUCCUAGCAUCUAGUUCAUUUCCUAAAAACCCCGAGUCAAACUCGCGACAUUCAGUUUUUCAGAUGAACAAUGUAGGGAAACUCCCGCAAUUAGAUCAUAGAUCGGCAUCCUUGCCUGCAAUGGAAAAACCACAUUCCAAGCUGCAGCCAACCUAUACCUUUCCGCAAUACAGUGGUGACUUCGAAGUGGGUGAAAUGUAUAAUCCUCCAGGGCAUAUUCCAACAAUGAGACCAAAGCUACCCAAUCAAGAGGAACGGGUGCAAUUUCCUUUAAUGCCUGCAGUUGAAAAGGCUUCAGUUAUUGAGAAGCCUAUGCCUUUAUUGAAGCCAAUUCCACAAUCUCCGUCUCCACCAGUUUCGAAGCCAGCGGGACCUUCUGUUUCUGCUAAUGGAUUGAAGCUUACCGAUCACCUAGGCCAGGAUUUUGUAGAUCCGGAGUCUGUAACAAUAAAAGUAAAUGUGAUGGAGGCUCCAAAGCUCCCUCGCAAGCGAGGUCGGAAGCCUGCUAAUGACAGGGAAGAGCCGCUGAACCAUGUUCAAGCCGAGCGGCAACGGCGAGAGAAGCUCAAUAAACGCUUUUAUGCACUUCGAGCCGUUGUGCCAAAUGUCUCAAAGAUGGACAAAGCUUCAUUGCUGGGCGAUGCUAUUGCGCACAUCAACUACCUGCAGGAGAAACUUCAUGACGCAGAAAUGCGCAUAAAGGACCUUCAGAGGGUUUGCAGUGCGAAGCGCGAGCGUGGCCAAGAGGCUCUUGUAAUUGGUGCACCUAAAGACGAUACCCAACUGAAGCCUGAGAGGAAUGGCACUCGGCCUGUGUUUGGCAUAUUUCCUGGUGGUAAGAGGUUCAGCAUUGCCGUGAACGUCUUCGGAGAGGAGGCAAUGAUACGAGUCAACUGCGUGCGAGAUGCUUACUCUGUUGUCAACAUGAUGAUGGCCCUGCAAGAAUUGCGCUUGGACAUACAACAUUCUAAUACAUCCUCCACAAGUGAUGACAUCUUGCAUAUUGUUGUUGCUAAGAUGAAACCAACUGAAAGGUACACGCAGGAGCAGCUCGCUGCGUUACUUGAAAGGUCUGAUCAAGCCACUGGGUAUUUGACGAAGCGGGAAGGAAGUGACACGGCUUUGCAAAAACUAGGCAAUCCUCCCUAAUCCCAAAAACUGUCCUUUUGGUGUAUAUAAGGAUGUGUAUACUGGACCGUCGCAAUUGGAAAUUGUAGAAAAUUUAGUCAUUUCUCAGCAGUAGCCUAAUUAGGUUGUAGCUCUAGACUCACCUUGGUAGAGGAAAUUAAUUAUCUAGGAAACAUAGUUUUUCUAACUCGAAUGUAGGCACAGGAAUCUCUUAAUCGAUUGUCAGCUGGGUGUACAAUGGGGUUGAAGGUGAGCAGAUACAUUCUUCCUUCUGUAUGUUAUGGUGCCUGUUCAAUCAAUUUUCUGUAUUUAAUCCUAUUUCAAGGCUCUACAUAAUUGGUUUCAAUACCACUUGGAGUUCCGUUCAA
Messenger RNA from Physcomitrium patens, 3008 nucleotides. RefSeq names its product transcription factor MYC2. The record is from RefSeq and is a predicted model, not a curated record. Gene Ontology annotation, molecular function: transcription cis-regulatory region binding; protein dimerization activity; DNA-binding transcription factor activity. Gene Ontology annotation, biological process: regulation of DNA-templated transcription. NCBI's taxonomy places the organism in Eukaryota, Viridiplantae, Streptophyta, Bryopsida, Funariales, Funariaceae. Gene Ontology annotation, cellular component: nucleus.